Messenger RNA from Glycine soja, 822 nucleotides. RefSeq names its product probable LRR receptor-like serine/threonine-protein kinase At1g56140. Gene Ontology annotation, molecular function: ATP binding; protein kinase activity. Bases 1 to 822 code for a protein of 273 amino acids. The record is from RefSeq and is a predicted model, not a curated record. Lineage: Eukaryota; Viridiplantae; Streptophyta; Magnoliopsida; Fabales; Fabaceae. Gene Ontology annotation, biological process: protein phosphorylation. The transcript has 4 exons.
AUGAACAAUGGGAAAGUUGUUGCAGUUAAAAAAUUAAAAUCAGGAAAUUCUAGCAAGAUAGAUGACGAAUUUGAAACUGAAGUAACACUUAUAAGUAAUGUUCAUCAUAGAAAUCUUCUUCGGCUUCUUGGUUGCUGCAGCAAAGGCCAAGAGAGAAUCCUUGUUUACGAAUACAUGGCGAACGCCAGCCUAGACAAAUUCUUAUUUGGAAAAAGAAAAGGUUCCCUCAACUGGAAACAAUGCUAUGAUAUAAUUUUGGGCACAGCAAGGGGAUUGACUUAUCUACAUGAGGAAUUUCAUGUGUCUAUCAUACACAGAGAUAUUAAGAGUAGCAAUAUCCUCUUGGAUGAACAACUUCAGCCAAAAAUUUCGGACUUUGGGUUGGCGAAACUCCUACCCGGGGACCAAUCUCAUCUUCGCACAAGAGUUGCAGGAACAAUGGGAUACACAGCACCUGAGUAUGUACUCCAUGGUCAAUUAUCAGCAAAGGUUGAUAUAUACAGCUAUGGAAUUGUAGUUUUAGAAAUCAUAAGUGGUCAAAAGAGUACUGAUAUGAAAGCUGUUGAUGAUGAUGGUGAUGAAGACUAUCUUCUUCGACGAGCAUGGAAGUUGUAUGAGAGAGGCAUGCUUUUGGAAUUAGUGGACCAAAGCUUAGACCCUAAUAACUAUGAUGCAGAAGAGGUGAAGAAAGUCAUAGGCAUUGCUUUGUUGUGCACUCAAGCAUCGGCUGCAAUGAGGCCAGCCAUGUCUGAAGUAGUAGUCCUACUCAGUAGCAAUGACUUACUUGAGCAUAUGAGACCUUUGAUGCCCAUCUUUAUUUGA